Molecule: messenger RNA, 423 nt
Organism: Diceros bicornis minor
Lineage: Eukaryota; Metazoa; Chordata; Mammalia; Perissodactyla; Rhinocerotidae
Product: keratin-associated protein 2-1-like
Exons: 1
Coding region: 37-423 (128 amino acids)
Cellular component (GO): keratin filament
Source: RefSeq, a predicted model, not a curated record
CUCACCAGCCCAACCCAGCCCAGCCCAGACACCACCAUGACCGGCUCCUGCUGUGGCUCCUCCUUCUCCUCCCGGAGCCUUGGGGGAGGCUGCUGCCAGCCCUGCUUCAGCCGCGACCCCUGCUGCUGCCGCCCCGUGUCCUGCCGGACCACCGUGUGCCGCCCCGUGACCUGCGUGCCCCGCUACACGCGCACCAUCUGCGAGCCCAGCCGCCGCCCCCUCUGCUGUGACCCGUGCUCCCUGCAGGAGGGCUGCUGCCGCCCCAUCACCUGCUGCCCCACGUCCUGCACGGCCGUGGUCUGCCGGCCCCGCUGCUGGGCCUCCACCUGCUGCCGGCCCAUCUCUGUGCAGUCCCCCUGCUACCGCCCCUCCUGCUGCCAGCCUGCUCCCUGCCGCACCAUCUGCAGGACCUCCCGCUGCUGA